AGCAGGCAGCAGCUGCGGCAGGUGUGGGAAGGGCAGGGAGGCUGCGUGGGUGAUCCUGCUGAUGGGCCAUAGUGCUUGGUGUGGGAGCGAGUGAACAUCCCCAGGCCCUGCAGCCUGGACAGUGGUGGGAACCCCGGUUCUCAGUUUAGCCAGCAGCCAGUGAGAGAAGGAUUCUUCCACCAAGGUGUGGGUCUGAGCAGUGAUGACCAUCUCCUACACUCUGAAAGUUGCCAACUCCCGUUUCGGGGGUUUCUCCAAGCUGCUCUUCCGCUGGAAAGGCAGCAUCUACAAGCUGCUGUACAAGGAGUUCAUCGUCUUCAUGGUUCUAUACGCUGUGCUCAGCCUUGUCUAUCGGCGGCUGCUGACCGAGGAGCAGAAGCGCCUCUAUACCAAAGUGGCUCAAUACUGCAACCGCUCCACGGACCUCAUCCCCAUGUCGUUUGUCCUAGGUUUUUACGUCACUCUGAUUGUGAACCGGUGGUGGGCCCAGUACACCAGCAUCCCCCUGCCCGACCAGCUCAUGUGUGUCAUCUCCAGCAACGUCCAUGGCAAGGAUGAGAGGGGCCGGAUCCUGCGGCGCACCCUCAUCCGCUACGCCAACCUGUCAGCGGUCCUCAUCCUGCGCUCUGUCAGCACCAGGGUGCUCAAGCGCUUCCCCACCAUGGACCACGUGGUGGAAGCGGGCUUCAUGACGCAGGAUGAGCGGAAGAUGUUCGAGAGGCUCCACUCUGACUUCAACAAGUACUGGAUCCCCUGCGUGUGGUUCACCAACCUGGCGGCUCAGGCCAGGCAGGACGGCCGCAUCCGUGACGACGUGGCCCUCCGCCUGCUUAUGGACGAGCUGAAUCUCUACCGGGCCAAGUGCAGCAUGUUGUUCCAUUAUGACUGGAUCAGCAUCCCUCUGGUGUACACGCAGGUGGUCACCAUCGCGGUCUACUCCUUCUUCGCCUUCUGCCUCAUCGGGCGGCAGUUCCUGGAGCCACUGGAGCCAGGGCAGGAGGGGGACCUGGACAUGUAUGUCCCUCUCCCCACCCUCCUUCAGUUCUUCUUCUACGCCGGCUGGCUCAAGGUUGCAGAGCAGAUCAUUAACCCUUUUGGAGAAGAUGAUGAUGACUUUGAGACCAACAAGCUGAUAGACAGGAACCUGCAGGUGUCCCUGCUCUCUGUGGAUGACAUGUACCAGAACCUGCCCCCUGCUGUGAAGGACAAAUACUGGAACGAGUCCACGGCUCAGCCCCCUUACACCAUGGCCACAGCCGCUGAGACCUUGAAGCCCUCGUUCCUGGGCUCUACCUUCGACAUGCGCGUGUGCGAGGACGCAGAGCAAAGCCAGCCAGCAGAGGCUUCGCCAAGCAUGCCACACAUCCAGACACCUCUGCUCAGCCGCUUCUUCACCGCUGCAUCCCCCGCCAUCAGCAUCAAAAACUUUGGCUGGGGCAGCCGAGGUCAAUCCCAUCUGCAGCGGCCCCGGGCCGACGGCGGCUUCCCCUCCCCUUUCCCCAACCACUCUGAGAACCCUGAGUCGGUGGCUCGCAUCGAGGAGGAGGAGACAGAGGAUGAGGAGCCCAAUACACUCAGUGGUCGCCCCAGGGAGACCCAGCCGCCAGAGGCCUCUGAAACACAGAGGAAGGAGCUGCCGCUGAUCCACGUGAAGGCACCAUCCAGUGAGUGCAUUGGGGCUGGCCAGCUGGAGGCCUGGGAGCCCUGAAGCUGCCCCAAAAGCACCCCUUUCCUGGGGGCAGAAUAGCUGCCCCCACCCCAAGGCACUGCCACCACCAGCCACAAAGCUCCCUGUCCCUGGACACCCCCGUCGAACCCCCUCUUCAGAAGCAGGACAUUGCCGGGUCUUUUGCCACCCAGCCCCAAGCCAAGUUGUGUCCCCAGGUUGAUGGGAAGAACCUGGUGGGUUUAGGAUUGGGCAGACAGCCUUUAACACUAGCUAUCAGCCCCAAAACUGCAGGAUUCAACCCAUCCGUGUGAUGAUGCCACUGACUUGCAGCUGGCCAGUCUCACUCCCUCCUCCCAUGGCGCAGCGCAGGGGACAGAGGACAGCACAGAUUCCAGCAAGGGAUGGGAUGAGGGCAUAAGCCUUGCACAAGACCAACACCAUGAUGGAGAG
This is a messenger RNA of Phalacrocorax carbo (great cormorant), 2119 nucleotides long. The record is from RefSeq and is a predicted model, not a curated record. Lineage: Eukaryota; Metazoa; Chordata; Aves; Suliformes; Phalacrocoracidae.